AGUUAAGCGAGCAUCAUGGCGUUGGACUUGUCAAACUACGACGAGGAGCAGGUCAAGUUGAUGGCCGAGGAGUGCAUUGUCAUUGAUGAGAAUGACAAGGUCACAGGUCACGACUCGAAGAAAAACUGCCAUCUCAUGGAGAACAUCAACAAAGACCUUUUGCACCGUGCCUUCAGCGUUUUCCUCUUUAGCAGCGAGGGCAAGCUUCUGCUUCAACAGCGCGCUGACGAGAAGAUCACGUUUCCUGGCUACUGGACCAACACUUGCUGCAGCCAUCCCCUCUAUCGUCCUGAGGAGCUUGAAGAGGAAGGCCAGCAAGGCGUGCGCUUUGCGGCCCGCCGAAAGCUCGAGCAUGAGCUGGGCAUCAACCCCGAACAAAUUAGCUUGGAUGAGUUUACCUACCUGACUCGCAUUCACUACAAGGCCCCCUCUGACGGCACCUGGGGCGAGCAUGAGAUUGAUUACAUCCUCUUCCUGCAGAAGGACGUUAGCUUUGAGCCCGUUCCCAACGAGGUGCAGGCCACGCGCUGGGUCACCCAGGAUGAGCUCCGUGAGCUCAUGGCCACUGCUGAUGCCCAGGGCCUCAAGAUUACCCCCUGGUUCAAACUGAUUGUGGAGAACUUCAUCUACCCCUGGUGGGACAAGCUGGAUAACCUCGACACCAGCCAACAGGACAAGAUUCAUCACAUGUAAACGGCCUCUCAGCUUUGUCCGUGCCUUUCCGUGUGCAUGCCCCAGGGCUCUCUUACUCCUUAGUCGCCUCCUGAAUUCUCAUCGACACAUACGUCCCCUCACUCCUCCGCCUACAAUUGAUGCCUCCACUGAA
Messenger RNA from Monosiga brevicollis MX1, 826 nucleotides. RefSeq lists its product as uncharacterized. Gene Ontology annotation, molecular function: isopentenyl-diphosphate delta-isomerase activity. The coding region runs from base 16 to 693 and encodes 225 amino acids. Lineage: Eukaryota; Choanoflagellata; Craspedida; Salpingoecidae. Gene Ontology annotation, biological process: isoprenoid biosynthetic process; isopentenyl diphosphate biosynthetic process. The record is from RefSeq and is a predicted model, not a curated record. The transcript has 9 exons. Gene Ontology annotation, cellular component: cytoplasm.